This is a messenger RNA of Arachis ipaensis, 2795 nucleotides long. The record is from RefSeq and is a predicted model, not a curated record. Lineage: Eukaryota; Viridiplantae; Streptophyta; Magnoliopsida; Fabales; Fabaceae.
GCAAAAAACUAGAAUAAGCCAAGGCAAGUUGAGAACUACGUAAAUAAGCUAAAUUGAAAUUCGUUUCAAUAAUGAGCCAGGAGCUAUAUAUAUGUAAUUUCAACUCGGUUCGAAUUAGAUUUCUUAGUAAAUCGAACCAGCCAAGUUCGAAUUAGAUUGAUGAAAAGUUGGUUGUAAUUCAAAUCAGCAAAGUUCGAACUCCGUCUCCACGUAAAUCGAACUAGCUUAGUUCGAAUUAUAGGCAAGUAAAGUCUUCAAGUAAUUCGAACCACUCUGGUUCGAAUUACACUUAUGCUGGGUUCUUAAUAAUUCGAACUACCCUGAUUCGAAUUACUAGUGAUUCGGCUAUAUAAGGAGUUCGAAUCAGCCUCAUUCGAAUCAUUCUCACCUUCCCCUACCCCACCAAAUCUCAGAGAAAACGACCCAGAUUCUCUCCGACAAAGAUCUGAAUGGAAUACUCUGCUGAUGGGGGACGAUCCGGCACGGUUAUAUCGCUUGGACGGAGUCGCCCAUAUAGCUGGGGUCAUCAACGAGGAGGUUAGUACGGAAAUAACUUUGUUCUACCGGUACAUGUGACUUAGUGGUUUUGCAUGCGGGUUAGAUGGUGGUUUAUGUUAGUGGUUUCCGUUAAUGGUUUAUGUUAGUGGUUUCUAUUAGUGGUUUAUGUUGGUGGUUUAUCUUAGUGGUUUAUGUAAGUGGUUUACGUUAACGGUUUAUGUUGGUGGUUUAUGUUAGUGGUUUACGUUAGUGGUUCAUGUUAGUAGUUUAUGUUGGUGGUUUAUGUUGGUGGUUUAUCUCAGUGGUUUAUGUAAGUGGUUUAGUUUAUCUCAGUGGUUUAUGUAAGUGGUUUACGUUAACGGUUUAUGUUAGUGGUUUAUCUUAGAAGUUGACGUUAGUGGUUUAUGUUAGUGGUUUAUGUUAGCGGUUUAGUUGUGGUUGUUUUAUGUUAGAUCUUUCAUGUCAGUGGUUUAUGCUGGUUUCUUAUGUUAGUUGUUUAUGCAAGUGGUUCUCGUUCUUGGAUUUUUAAGCGGUUAUAUUUAGUACGAUUUUUUGGUUUAUGAAUUAUCGUGUUGAUUAUGUUUGUCACUGGUAAUUAAGUUGGUUCUAAUAAUGCGGUUCAUUUCUUCCGCAGCAUCAGCGAUGCAUCAGGAGCAUGCGGCGGCAGCAGGGCAUGCUCCUCGAUAACAGAUACGUUCCGUACCUGCAGAUGGCCGGUCUAUACCAUCUUGCAAGGCUGAACGAUAGAUGGUUCCGGUUGGACGAGGCCCUUGUCAGUGCGUUCGUCGAGCGAUGGCGUCCGGAAACACACACGUUUCAUAUGCCGCUCGGAGAGUGCACGAUCACACUCCAGGACGUGGCAUACCAGCUGGGUUUGCCAGUGGACGGGUGUUACGUCAGCGGCUGUCUAUCAGAGUUCCAGAUAUACAUCCAGGGUGGCCGUUCAGCCUGGGUGUGGUUCGAGGAGUUGCUUGGAGUGGUACCUCCUCCUAGCCAGGUUCAGAAAUACGCGGUCAACUGCAGCUGGUUUCAGGAGACUUUUGGUGAGUGUCCGGAGGGAGCUGAUGAGGAGACUGUGCGUCGAUAUGCCCGUGCGUACAUCAUGAUGUUGUUGGGCACGUAGCUAUUUGCGGACAAGUCCGGCAACCGCAUUCAAAUCAGAUGGCUUCCGUUUGUAGCUAUGCUGGAGGAGAUGGGGACCUACAGCUGGGGUUCUGCAGCACUGGCAUGGUUGUACCGGUGUAUGUGCCGAGUGGCGAACAGAAAUGUUAUCAAGCUAGCGGGCCCACCUCAGCUACUUCAGUCAUGAAUUUUCUGGCGAUUUUCUCGUUUUAGGCCUGCAGGGUUUGAGACGUUCAGCUGGCCAUUGGCCUCGAGGUGGUCAGGUUACAACAUUUUCAGUAGCGAGAAGGGUUCUAGAGUUCAGAUGUGGAGGCUCUGGAUAGACCGGUUACAGGAUAGAGAGGUCAGUAUGUUACUUAAUAAGUUUUUUUAUUUAACCACACUUUACGAGUUGGGUUCAUGAGUUGCCCUGACACUGUAUAGUUCUUGGUGCAGUUUAUCUGGAUGCCGUACAGCAGCCCUGACGUACUUCAGGUUGUGCAUCCAGAGGUUUUGGAGCAUCGGCAUAUGGCGCUGUGGCGGUCUGUUACGUCGCUUAUCUACUUUGCCGUCAUAGAGUGGCAUCAGAUAGAUAUGGUUCUUCCGCAGUUUGGAGGGGUGCAGCCCCGUCCACAUCCCGCCCUGAACAUCGACUUUCUGAUGUCGAAGGACGGCAGAGGCGGCGAUCGAUGGUUUUCGUACCAUUUGCAGAAGUGGCAUCUCCAUUGGGAGUCCCGUGCGGAGAGCGUGCUGAGGUUCGAUGUUGUUGUUGACCCUGGUCCGUCGCGUGAGUUCUUGGAGUGGUGGAGUCAGCACGGGAAGAGGUUCUUGUCUCCGGAUCCGCACUUGGAGGAUCCGAGAGCCGUUGCUAUUCCUGUUGAGGCCUCACAGCGGGGAGCUGGGCGAGUUCCUGAGAUGGAUCGUCCUGACAACGUGCCGGACAAGCGGCGGGUGAGAGGAGAGCUCGCGUGGGGACACGGCGGAGCCAGCGUGACUGGAGGUGGCUUGAUCGUGCUAUGGAGGAUGAUGACGAGGCCGGACCCCCGCUGGGGGUCGACGACGAGGCUAGCGAGGCAGAGGUAGAGGGCGAGCUGCGGUUCAUGCCGCUGCUCCUGACCCUAAGGACGAUGACGACGAUCAGCAUGGGUCCGAGGGCGGGGAUGGUGCAGGGGCGGCUGCAGUUGCUGGUGUUAGUA